Molecule: messenger RNA, 1197 nt
Organism: Suillus subalutaceus
Lineage: Eukaryota; Fungi; Basidiomycota; Agaricomycetes; Boletales; Suillaceae
Exons: 4
Coding region: 292-1197 (301 amino acids)
Cellular component (GO): intracellular anatomical structure
Molecular function (GO): oxidoreductase activity, acting on NAD(P)H, oxygen as acceptor
Source: RefSeq, a predicted model, not a curated record
CAUAAAAAUAUAUCCACGAUUGCUAGUGUCUAACUUAUAAUGUGAUAUGAAAAUGUUGUAGCGCCGUGAUGUAAACAAUAAUGGUGCAAAUGCAAGUGAGUGAAUUACUGUAGGUGUCGAAUCCACUAUGGAACAGCAUCGAUAGGGCGCCGUAAUCGUAGUCUCCCCUAUGUAGGAAGAUCAGUCGUUUCUUCCGUAAUCGUGUGAAUUGGCGAAGUCGCAUCAAGCUCAGAAGCUGCGAGACUCCAAAGCCGUCGCUUCCCCUCCUGCAAAUCGUUGUGUGCCACAGUCAUGGGUCCUACGCCAGCAUCCAGAGAUGGCCUUACCAGCCGUGUCCUCCCGCAGAUGAUUCUUUCUGACAAGUCCAAUCCAUUAACUAAACCCCAUACCCCCUUGUCAAGCGACCUCGCAGUCGCAGAAAAGGCGGCGGCGAGGUUUUCUGUCAGAGGCAAUGCGAUCGUCACCGGGGGGUGCGGUAACCUUGGGAUCGAGGCAGCACGUGCCCUCCUGGAACAUGGCGCGUCGGGUGUGUCGCUAUUUGACGUCAAUCCGGCGCAAGCCCAGGACGUUGUUGAUAGGCUGCGUUUUGAUUUCCCAUCGGCAAAGAUCAUUACGAAGAAAGUAGACGUCCGCGAUCAGCAGGUCGUUCAAGCAGCCAUCGCUGAGACUGCUGACGAGCUCGGAAGCUUGGAUAUUCUCCUGUGCUUCGCAGGUGUGGUCGCUUGCAACCACGCCCUUGAUGUCACUCUUGAAGAGUGGAAGAGUACGCUCGGCAUCAAUACGACAGGAAGUUGGUUGUGUGCCCAAGCAGUGGCAAAACAGAUGGUCGAGCAAGGGACAGGCGGUAGCAUCGUCUUCACGGCAUCCAUAUCUGGUCACAGUGUCAAUUUCCCUCAACCACAAGUCUCAUACAAUGUUUCCAAGGGCGCGCUCCUGCAGCUAAAGAGCUCUCUUGCAGCCGAGUGGGCUCGAUAUGGCAUCCGUGUCAACAGCAUCAGCCCAGGGUAUAUGGAUACAGUAUUGAAUGAAGGUCCAGGGCUUGAAGAAGCUAGGAAACUAUGGUACUCGAGAAACCCGAUGGGACGUAUGGGGGACCCGAGCGAGCUGACAGGCGUUGUGGUGCUCCUCUGCAGUCGUGCGGGGAGGUACAUUAACGGGGCUGAUAUCCUUGUGGAUGGUGGCGGAUCUGUCUUUUGA